UUUACAUAAACCAGGUGAACAACCUCAAAUGUAUCCUGAAUUAAUCAAACCUCAUUUAGAAUUCACCAAAGGUCAAGUAUUCACCAGAUUCCCACCAGAACCAAAUGGAUUCUUACAUAUUGGACAUUCCAAAGCUAUUAUGGUUAAUUUCGGUUAUGCUGCUUAUCAUAAAGGGAAAUGUUAUCUUAGAUUUGAUGAUACUAAUCCAGAAGCUGAAGAAGAAAUUUAUUUCGAAUCAAUUAAAGAAAUUGUUCAUUGGUUAGGUUUCAAACCAUGGCAAAUCACUUAUUCAUCUGAUUAUUUCCAACAAUUAUAUGAUUUAGCUGAACAAUUGAUUAAAAAUGAUAAAGCUUAUGUUUGUCAUUGUACUGCUGAUGAAGUUAAAAUCCAAAGAGGAUUAAAACCAGAUGGAACUUUAGGAGGUGAAAGAAAAGGAUGUGUUCAUCGUUCAAACCAAUCUAUUGAAGAAAACCUUGCUAAAUUCAGAGAUAUGAAAGAUGGUAAAUAUGAAAUUGGGGCAGCUACUUUAAGAAUGAAACAAGAUUAUACUAAUUCUAAUCCUCAAAUGUGGGAUUUAGUGGCUUAUAGAGUUUUAAAUAAACCUCAUCACCGUACUGGAUCAACAUGGAAAAUAUAUCCAACUUAUGAUUUCACUCACUGUUUGGUUGAUUCCUUUGAAAAUAUUAGUCAUUCCUUAUGUACUACUGAAUUUAGAUUAAGUCGUGAAAGUUAUGAAUGGUUAUGUGAUGUCUUACAUGUUUAUAGACCUGCUCAACGUGAGUAUGGUAGAUUGAAUAUCACCGGUACUGUUUUAUCCAAGAGAAAGAUUGCUAAAUUAGUUAAUGAUCAUCAUGUUCGUGGUUGGGAUGAUCCAAGAUUAUUUACUCUUGCUGCUAUUAAGAGAAGAGGGGUUCCACCAGGAGCUAUUUUAUCAUUCAUAAAUACUUUAGGUGUUACUAUCAGUGAAAGUAAUAUUCAAGUAGUUAGAUUAGAAUCUGCUAUUAGAAAUUUCUUAGAUCAUCUGACUCCAAGAUUAUUCAUGUUAUUAGAUCCAAUUAAGAUUAUCAUUGAUAAUUUUGAUGAAAUUCCAGAAGAAGGUAAAACUCCAGUUGAAAUUCCUUAUAGAAACAACUGUAAUCAAUUCAACAAAUCAAGAAAAGUAUCCAUAAGUUCAACUUUAUAUAUUGAACGUAAUGAUUUCAGUAAUGUGAUUGAUGAUGCUGAAUAUUUCAGAUUAACUCCAAACCAACCAGUAGGAUUAAUCAAAUUACCAUACACCAUCAGUGUUAAUAAAGUUAAUUAUAAUGCUGAUAAACAAAUUGAAUCCAUCAAUGUUAAAUAUAAUUAUGGUGAUUCCAAGAUUAAACCAAAGACUUUUAUUCAAUGGAUUAGUAAUGAAAACAAAAUCAAUAUUAAAGAAAUUAGAAUUUAUAAUCAAUUAUUUAAGAGUGAGAAUCCAAAUCAAAACCCAGAUGGGUUCUUAAGUGAUAUUAACCCUGUCAGUGAACAAGUCAUUACUACUGGUUUGAUUGAAAAGGGAGGAUUUGAUGAAAUUAAAGCCUUAAGUCCAUUGAAUAUCGAAGUACCAAAUAAUCAAUUCAAUAUUGCUGAAGAUGGAGGUAAGAAUACCAUCAGAUUCCAAGCUUUAAGAGUUGGUUAUUUCUGUGUUGAUAAAGAAAGUGGUGAUAAUGAUGAUGAAGUAAUUCUUAAUAGAAUUGUCACCUUAAAGGAAGAUUCUGCUAAGAAAUAAAUUAAUAAUUUACAUUUAAGUCUGUUUUGAUUGCAAAAGAUAGAUAAUCUGAUAUACAUAUAUAUAUAUAUACAUAGUAGCAAUAAUGAUAAUAAAUAAAUAUUAUAUUGAAAU
Scheffersomyces coipomensis is the source of this 1864-nucleotide messenger RNA. RefSeq names its product glutamine--tRNA ligase (gene GLN4). The transcript has a single exon. The record is from RefSeq and is a predicted model, not a curated record. Gene Ontology annotation, biological process: glutaminyl-tRNA aminoacylation; translation. NCBI's taxonomy places the organism in Eukaryota, Fungi, Ascomycota, Pichiomycetes, Serinales, Debaryomycetaceae. Gene Ontology annotation, molecular function: glutamine-tRNA ligase activity; ATP binding. The coding region runs from base 29 to 1750 and encodes 573 amino acids. Gene Ontology annotation, cellular component: cytosol; cytoplasm.